AGAGGCUGCUGUGUGGGGAGGAGCCUCGCCUCCAGGGUCCCUGCUGGCUGCUGAGGGAGGCCCUCACCCUGGCAAGACAGGGUUGUAGCAGAAGGUGUUGCUUAAGGCGUCUUUGGUCACCUCCGUACUGUCCCACCGCUUGUCUCUCCGUCUGGAACUUCGCCUCUUCACCAUCGCCUCUGCGGACAGUGCACUUAACCCCCACAGGCGCUGCUCCCGCAGAGUCUGAUGUGAGCACCUCAGUGAUGCGUUUGCCCAGGUGAACCCCAUGAAGAAGGUACCAGCCAUGAAGGACAAUGACUUCACCUUGAGCGAGAGUGUGGCCAUCCUGCUCUACUUAACACGCAAGUUCAAGGUCCCUGACCACUGGUACCCCCAAGACCUGCAGGCCCGUGCUCGUGUGGACGAAUACCUGGCGUGGCAGCAUACAGCCCUUCGGAGAAGCUGCCUCCGGGCUCUGUGGCAUAAGGUGAUGUUCCCUGUUUUCCUGGGUGAGCAAGUACCUUCUGAGACACUGGCAGCCACAUUGGCAGAAUUGGAUGUGAACCUACGGGUACUCGAGGACAAGUUCCUCCAGGACAAGGCCUUCCUUGUUGGGUCUCACAUCUCCCUGGCUGACUUGGUCGCUGUCACAGAGCUGAUGCACCCUGUAGGUGGUGGCUGUCCAGUCUUUGAAGGGCACCCCAAGCUGGCUGCGUGGUACCAUCGAGUGGAGGCAGCGGUGGGAAAGGAGCUCUUCCAUGAGGCCCAUGAGGUCAUCCUGAAGGUUAAGGACUCUCCACCUGCCAACCCCAUCAUAAAGCAGAAGAUGAUGCCUGGAGUGCUGGCCAUGAUCCAAUGAGUCCAGAAGCCUCAUCCCUGCACCGACUCUAGCAGUUCACUAAGCGGUUUUAUUGCUCUAGUGAUGCAUCCUAGCCUCACAGCAUAAUGGUUUUUAGGCCAGGCUCCAUCUUCACGCUUUUUCCACGAUAGCCACACAUGACCAUAACUAUAAUUGGAUAAUAAACCCAGGCUCGACCUGAGCCUUA
Peromyscus eremicus (cactus mouse) is the source of this 1028-nucleotide messenger RNA. Its product is annotated as glutathione S-transferase theta-1. Gene Ontology annotation, biological process: glutathione metabolic process. Gene Ontology annotation, cellular component: cytoplasm. The coding region runs from base 269 to 841 and encodes 190 amino acids. Gene Ontology annotation, molecular function: glutathione transferase activity. The record is from RefSeq and is a predicted model, not a curated record. The transcript has 5 exons. Lineage: Eukaryota; Metazoa; Chordata; Mammalia; Rodentia; Cricetidae.